CAGUUUCUGGGGCCAAACAAACUGCCGCAGCUGCCAGAGUUCAUCGAGAAGUUAGAGAUGGACGAGGGCGUGGCCACGGGAGGGGAGCUGCUGGCGGCGGUGCAGGCGCGGCUAGCGCGACGCUCCCUGCCGCGCAUCACAGACGAGGGACUCCUGGAGUACGCGGUCAACCCGCACGCCCCUCGCAAGGCCACCGCACCCGCCCCAAAAGGCGCAGACGUUGACUGGAUCCUUGCCGGCCAAGGGGGUCUAUCCUUGGGUUCAGUGAGCGGCCCCGGCGUCGCUCAGACCUCGGGGUCUGGUGGUCUACUCUCUCACAGCUUCUCCGGUCCUAUAGCGCUCUCCGCCAGCUUCUCUGGCACUGGGGGACUUGCCAGAGCUCUGUCCCCCGUGGACUUUCGUGACGGAUCGUUGGGCAGGUUUUCCCCGCAUGCCAGGUCCAAUCAGUUAGAGGAAGGACUGCAGAGGAAUAAAUCGCUGUCUGACGCCACGCUUAACCUCUCUCCAAUUGUUGACGAGCGCACCGGCCUCACCCUCUGGUCCGCCGAACCCAUCGACCUCAGCCGCACGUCGUCGUCCGAACUCGGCUACCGGGGCGUGUAUCUCGGCAAGCUCCCUCCCGCAGCGCCCGUCAGGCGCACCAGCAGUCUUGAUAAAGGAUUCGCGCUUCUGCCAAACAAGUAUAGCGCAGGAGAGAGCAGGAGCAGCAUUGUCAACAACAGUUCACCCCAGCAGCACAGGAAAAGUACAGCGUUACAACCGAUGGAACAAGGACCGUCACAGACGAAAAUUCCUCCGCUUUCGACUCAACGCCUCGCGACGAGCAGCGCAGUCACCCCUCCCUCGUCAUCCAAAGAAAACGGUUCCAAGAUAUACGAAGAAAACGAAGUCUUAGUGGAUGAAUUCGACGACAAUUUUAGCCCAAACGAUUAUAAACUAAGAAUUGCUGAAGAGAAAUGGCACAGUGAAGCUUCCAGCGCAAGCUUUGAAAAUGUGGAGCGCCUGAGGAAAGCAGCGCUUGUGUCGGAGGACCGGGGUAGAGCAGUCGCCGUCCAGGGCUCCCAGCACGACACACUAACAGCCCAGCCAGGGAGAAGCUCGUACGACUUCUCGAGCCUGCGUCAGGGCAGCUCUCCGUCGACGCACUCCCUGCCCAGCAGCCAUGUUCGAGGCGUCUUACACGGUCCAGGCACGAACCAAUUCUACAACAAUGACAGUGAGAACGAGUACGAGGAGUCCCGGCAGUUGCCGCUGUCGUACAACACCCUGACGCGCCUCAACCUCCUCAAGAAGAAGGAGGAGACCAUGCGCAGCAUCGAGCGACGUCUAGCAGCAGCGCGUGCUGCUGGAGAGCUCGACGACAUCCCCACCCUCGAAGACCUGAAGGGCGGCCAGCUCUCGGACACCCUGCGCUUCAGCAGGAUGUCUGUCAAGCGCCCGUCCAGGCCGGUGGACCUGGAGUACCCGAGAGUCAAGACAGGGUCCAGGGAGACGAGGGUGGCCAAGGAGAUGCGGGAACGCAAGUUCCGGGAGCUGCAGAUGCAGUUCGGCAAGACGGACGGCGCAGUUGACGAGCCGCCGCUCCCCAAUUACCUGCCGGAGAACGCGCAGUCGCGUAAGAACAGCUUCGUAGGAAGCUCCCUGCAGCCGCCCAGCAAACCUGCCACAGCACUUUCCAGUCCCAGAAAAAUAUCAUCCAACACUAACCUAAAGCCUAAUACUAGACCCACAACUAGGAGUGGGUCGUCCAAACCUAGUCCUAAUCCAACGCCUAGAUUAAGUCCAAGACCCAGUCCUAGUCCCAGACCAAGUCCUAGACCCAGUCCUAGACCAAGCCCUAGACCAAGUCCGCGUUCCAGUCCUGUUCCGCCGAAACUCUUGACUUCAGACCCCGUCCUAACUGGCGCCAAAGACCGGGUAUCAAGGAUACCGAAGAGCAAGAGCCACGACAGGGGAUUAUCGAAGCAGGCGAGCGGGGGAGGCCAAGCCACCCCACGCAGGCCUCAGUCCUUGGACCGAAGCAGGAUCAAAGGAGGCCUGAAACUGGGACAGACUCGUGGAGGAGGCAACCGCUCAGGCCUGGGCUCGUCGCUGAGCACCGGCACCACCGCGUCAGCGCCGGCCUCAAACCAAAGCGAGCUGGACGGGCAAAUGUCGCGGCUGGAGACGGCGUGCGUGCGCACCAACAAGACCUUAUCCACGACCUUCUCUCGCGACAUGAAGCCCUUCGCCAACCCCGUCACGGCGCUGCAGCAGACCAAAGAACAGCUCGCUGCCACAGAGUGGGAAGAUCAGCUUGAAGGCACCCAGGGCGUGGCGCGGCUGGCAGUAUUCCACCCUGAGGUGCUCGGCAACUCCCUGCACGAGAUCGUCCUCGCUCUCAUCAAGCAGGGCAGGAACUUGCGCUCGCAAGUGUGUCGUUGUGCCAUACAGAGCAUCAUGCACCUCUUCGACAACGUCAAGCGCGGCAUGGAGGCUGACUUGGACAAGAUCACAAAUUUAUUGCUGAACAAAGCUCUGGAUACGAACAAAUUCUUAAAGGAUGACUCGAACAACGCUCUGGAUGCCCUCGUCGAGGCCAUGCCCCACAACAAGGCCAUCCCUGUCCUCAUACAGGAGGGCCUCAACCACCGCAACCCCCUGGCGAGGACGACACUGGCUCGCCUGCUGGCGUACAGCGUCGAGCGCCUGGGCGCCGCUAAAGCCCUCACGUCGCAGAAGGACAUCGUAGACAAACUCCUCUUUGCCGGCGCCAAGCUGGCGCAGGAGGGCAGCCUGGAGACCAGGAAAUGGGCCAAGUUACUAUUCCAGCGACUGGCCGUGCAUCCUGCUUUUCCUGAAGCCCUGAAGCGAGCUGUCCAACCCUCGGAACUUAUCCACAUCAGAAAAUUCCUGGAUAAUCUUUAUUCAUAAGUACACUGGUCCCGACCCCACCGCGGUCUCCGUUGAUGGAAAAUUUGUGAAAACUUGUUCCAGUUUCUCGAAACGCGUGAUCGAACCUAUCAUUCGUAGCGUUGAGAACUGUAAAGUGGUGAAUGGCUGAUGCAGGUCUACUUUUAGCACUGCAAGAUGUUCAUCGCUGAUUCUGGACUUCUUGAAUCUGUAGGAUGACAAAUGGAUGAUGCAGGUUUCCUCAAAACUGGUGCAUGGUUUAUAUGACUGAUGCUGACUUCGUUUACACUUUAGAAUAUUUUAUGGCUGAUGUAGGUGUCCUUAGAAUUAUAGGAUUUUUAUAUCUGACGCUGGUCAGAGAGAAUACAAUAACCAUUGGCUUUUGUUGAACAGGGUGAUUUACUGUCAAUUUAGGUUUGUUUCUGGCCGAUGACAGCCAUCUUUAAAUUAUUUAUAAAGGUGUUUUAGAUUUUGAUGACUAUUUAGACUGCAUAGGAUGGUUUAAGACGGUGCAGGUCUGUAUUGUACUGUGCAGAGUGAUACAUAGCUGGUUCAGGCCUGUUUUGCUCUGUGUGGGGUGAUACAUGGCUGGUAAAGGUGUGGUUUGAACUGCGUUGAGUAAUUAAACUGAUGGCUCGCAAGAUCAGGAUUUUUAUCUUCUAAGAAGAAUUUCCAAGAUGUUCGUAAAUCUUGAAGAUGUAAUGCAUCUUCUUAGUAUUUUUAUAACUGUACUAAUAUAGCUGCAUACUAUUACUUAUAGAUAUCUCUAAUACGUCAGUACCACACACAUAGCUUAAUGAUCGUUUCCAUGAUCCGAAUCUACAAUUGAAGUUCAUUGAGAAUUCUAAAGGAUGGUUAUUCAGCAAAAUUUUGGAACAUUAAAGCCUCACGCUGGAAGACAUUUGACUUACUUAUUCAACAAUUCGUUGAGGUUUAUUAUGAUGGUUUUCAUCGGGACGCAAAAGACAAUCCUUCGUAAAAAGAUGCUUCUCAUAGAUCAGAAACUACUCAGAAUCUGCACUCAACGUUCGCAAGAAAGCAAUCAAUGUUCUGCAUAGCCCGUAGAAAAGAGCGUGGAAGAUUUUACAUGGCUAAAAUAUUCUGAACAAAAAUACCGACCACAAAGCAUCAACGAUUCCUGAUCAAGACACAAGCCGGUAGGUUUUUCUACUCGUGGGUUGAUACGAUUUUGAAGAUGGAAUCCUUAGGAUGUACCGGCGCCGCUUUGAAUCAAAGUAUUCUAAGUACCCAUAUCUUGAGUAUUUAUACUGCAAUUAGAACGUAAAUAAAAAUUACAGAAAGAAUCUCGUUCCAAAUUCUUUAAUAAAUUCUCAUCGAUGCUAUACUUUAAUUAGUUUCUGUUCUUUAACUUUAUUUGCCGAAGCAUGGAAAUGAAUUUAAACUCUACGCACCAUCUCCAUAUUAGAGCAAACUGUGGCGGUGAGAGCCUUCAUAUUUGAUACGUUGCCAGAAACUGACAUUUAAAGAUAUUUUCAUGGUUUCUGAGUACAUUAAGGGCUCUAUAGGAUUCUAGAAUCCUGUAGAGGGGGAUCUAGAAUCCUAAAUAUUCUGUGGGUUCUAAGGGUGUUGAGGUUUCUAAGCUUAGAUUGAGGUUCUCAAGAGUGCUUGAGGUUCGAAGGGUUCUAGGGGUUGUUAGACUAGGGGUUGCUUAGACGUGUAGGGUUGGACUUAUGUCAUAUAACAACACGAUUAAAUAAGACACCUACGACAGUUUGAGUUAGGUGAUUGAUCAUUGUUAUCCUAUAAUAUUAGAUGUUAUUGAGAGAUAAUUUAAAUAUUAUUACGGGAGUUUAAGGGUUAUCUAAGCAAAAUGUUUAAUAUAUUAUCGUAUAUGAAACCCAUUUUGGAUACACUAUCAAGCACUUUGCAGAAUUCAUAUUGAUAUGUUGCCAUUCUUCGCAUGUAACCCUUGUCAAUCUGCAGAAUUUUACAACACUAUAAUGGUACCAAACUUAUGUCAGUGUUGCUAUGCAACCGAGAAGGGUUAAAGAGCUUCUAAUAUGAAUGAAGUCUGAUAAUGACCGUCAAUUUUGGUCGCCGAAAAUCAUCUAACAUUUGUUCGGUACUGUUGCUCCAGAGUCGCUGUCGCGUCGGGUCGAGCUAAGCCCCGACGUUGCAAGAGGUCUCCAUACAGAGGCUAAAAUUUCCGGUGGUAAUUUGCUCCAUGGGUUGGAUCAUCCUUUUGGACACAAUGGAGAGUUUUAUAUUAGUCAUAUAUAUCAAGCAUUGAAGAUUUUUCUGCAGUGAUGUUUUAUCAAAAAUAUACAUGCACCCACCAUUGCAUGUAAGUGGGUGACGUGAUGGAAAACUUAGAGAACCGCAGGUUUGUGUGACGCUAGGCUAUGUUGUUUCGUGGUGGCCUUAUCUACAUUGGGGAAAAUGGCGUCAUGUGUAGAAACGAGGUUUAUGAAUUAGUUGUGCGAGCAAUUGUUGGUGUAUGUUAGACUUCAUAAUUACUCCGGGGAUUAAAUAAAAAUGUCCGAUUAUCGCUCUGAAAAGAGGCCUCUGUAUUGUCUAAAAUGAACGUUUAAGUUGGCGGGACUGCAACAACUCGAAUUAAGUAAGUUGUUAAGAACUGCACGAUGUUAAUGAUUAUGAGGAAUAUCAUUAGUCUAGGUUAGAACCUCUGUGAUCUCUAGCUAUGCCAGCAAAUCAAUAUCGUGCAAACGUAUUAAAUUGAAAUUAUUUAUGCAACUAAGAAUUGCCAGGUUCACGUCCCCAUUGACUGUAUAGAUGAACGUAGAUACUAUAUAUAAAUGUAGACUCUUAAGGAGCUAUGGUGCAGAAAUAUCUAAGAUUUGUACAGUGCUAUUGCCAGGCUGGGAAGGACUCUUUGAGUUCAUGUCGAGUCGAAACUACCGAUGAACUUGCUGUGUAAGGGCCAUCGAAGCGCCUUCCUCGGAGAUUAAAUGUUCUCUGAUAUUUGAUAUACUAAAUUGCUGUACAAGCAAAAAGCUAUCGCAGCAAACGGCCCUAAAAACUUCCUUUUUGUGUCGUGGAAUUUUAUAUUAGUUCCAUGAUGAGUAAUUUUGAGUCUAUACGUGUUGUUUCUAUGCUUCGUCCCGUCCAUUGUUGCGCGAGCCGACUUUUGUGAGUAAUAAAGAGAUGGUUUACUA
Molecule: messenger RNA, 6029 nt
Organism: Hyalella azteca
Lineage: Eukaryota; Metazoa; Arthropoda; Malacostraca; Amphipoda; Hyalellidae
Exons: 19
Coding region: 58-2913 (951 amino acids)
Biological process (GO): microtubule cytoskeleton organization
Cellular component (GO): cilium; cytoplasmic microtubule
Molecular function (GO): microtubule binding
Source: RefSeq, a predicted model, not a curated record